AUGGCAGAGGUACUCGCUACCGCACCUGCCAUUGCGACUUUUGCGACGCUCGCCUUUCAAUCCUCUGUCGCCCUUCAUCAGACCGUACAAAGCCUUCAGUCCCGCGACAAAAUGAUUCGAGAACUUCUUCAAGAGUUGGAUGCGCUUCAAAAUGUGCUCCAGGCGCUGGCGGAGUCAAUAGGAAGCCUUAACGUCGAUCUUGCGUCGCUUGAACAACCUCUGAUGAGAUGCACAAACGCCUGUGGAGAAUUCAACACACUGAUAAAACGAUGCACCACCCAUUCUACGGAUCAGGAGGCUAGCAGAAGAGAUUGGCUCAGACUGAGGUACAUGGGAGAAGACAUAUCUGGUUUCCGAAAUAUGGUAGCGGGGUAUAAAUCGACAAUAUCAAUUGCACUUGCUUAUGCAAACUUACGAAGUAUGAGGACUACGAGAGCUGCUGUUGAGGAAUACGAAGACUUCUUAGAGGAUACAAAAUGUGAUCUGGAAAGUCACCUGGACGGUAUUCGAGCGCGGAUACAGACAGUGUACGCAAAAGGCCAUGUGGUUGCUGGGGUUGAAACAUCAGAACUCCAAGUGAUGGAGGAAGAAAAAGAAAACACACAAAUGAGUUUGAAGAUUUGUGAGGAGUUCCUUUCAUUUAUAGACCAGUCGCGACGCGGUCUACUAGGUGAUACGGAAGAUUCCUCCAGGCCUGUUGAAUCCAAACCCCUGCGUGUGGCCCCUAUGAAAACAAGAUAUCAUGACGGCCUCGCUAGCUCAGUCUCAACCUUGGGGCUGAUGACUGACGAAACUUUGCAAGAUGCUAUUCGGUACUCUGGCCAAGGGCGACUGCGGGAGGCGGACGCUUUGCCCCAAACUUUGCGAUUGGAACACCUCAAACAGUUGACCAACAACGAAAUAAACCCUUACUCAGCGAGGCAUUCUGCAAAUUCCAGCAGCAAUUGGCUUAGGGAAGGACCAGAAUCUAAUAACAAAAGUUCAGCAGACCAAGCCACUGAUUCAAGUAGCCUUCCAGUGGGUGAUUGCGAGAGUGAUAUAUCAAAGCCUCCAUCUGUCUUUUCUAUGGCGACAGUGCCAUUGACCGCUUUCACCACCGACACUCGCCUUACUGCAGAGGAGAUUCGCACAGCCAUUGAUAAGCUUGUCUGUAUAUUUUUGGAAGAUACAGAAAUCGAUUACUUGUUCAGAGAAGCAAUAUCGAAACAUUACAUAGCUUUUGAUCGCCUGGACCGAAACUUCCGGAGGCUCUUAAAACAGUUCGCUACAAACCUGAAGGACGAGGCACAGGAAGCAAUUGAUGUUGACCUCGCGAACCUCAUUUUUUCAAGGGCCAGACUAGUCGCCGAGAAAAUUGGCACCAGCUUUAAGCUGGGAUCUUCUGGGCUCGACAAUUUCCCUCAAAGCUCACCACGAAUGCAUGGGAGCUUUGAAUUUGCGCUUCGAUUUGCACAAGAUAACCAAGACGUCAGCAGUGAUGAGGACGACAGGAAGGAACCUAUAAUCGAUGAUCGAUUUGCUAGGCUGGUGUCCCAUGGCCGCAGCUUUAUCGAAGAGAGUGCUGCUUUUCAGAAGUUGCGAGUGGAACUCAAAAACUUCCUCAUGCCGACUUUCAAGCCUAUCUUCCUAGAUUUCAGAUUCGAUUCAGAUGAAUGGAUGAUAAGAUGCUUCUGGUGCAUGGAAAAACUUCUAUCAAGCAUCGGGCCUUUAGAGGAGAGUGAUUCGUCACAUCUAUUUUCUACCCGACCUUCAGUUCUGACACCAUCUCGAGAGAUAGUACUCUUUUCUGAGCCUAUAGCUCUUGAUACGAACGUCCAUUCCACAGAGCUACCUACCCCUUGGUCCAGCAUUCAAGUUAUCGGAUUUCUGGGUCUUAGCUUCAAACUCAACCGCUUGCAGUGGGCGCGGUAA
This is a messenger RNA of Penicillium roqueforti, 1911 nucleotides long. RefSeq lists its product as uncharacterized. The transcript has 2 exons. NCBI's taxonomy places the organism in Eukaryota, Fungi, Ascomycota, Eurotiomycetes, Eurotiales, Aspergillaceae. The record is from RefSeq and is a predicted model, not a curated record. The coding region runs from base 1 to 1911 and encodes 636 amino acids.